Oldenlandia corymbosa var. corymbosa is the source of this 1652-nucleotide messenger RNA. Lineage: Eukaryota; Viridiplantae; Streptophyta; Magnoliopsida; Gentianales; Rubiaceae. The record is from the annotation of a GenBank genome assembly.
ACUUACAACAUUUUCAAGUAAGAUCAAGACACAUACAACACCUUCUUUGCCCAUCCCGAACAAAAUCCCAAGCUCUACCUUUCUUGUAGACCCCAGGUGGACCUCCUUUAACUCUUUGGAAAUGGACACCUCAUUUUUAUACAUACUGCCAUACUCCUCUAUAUAAUUCUAAAAAACAAAAGAAACUUUGGCAUAAAUUCCAACUUGACAUUCUGAAUUUGUAGUAAUUUCUUGAUUGAUAAAAGAUUCUAAUCUUUAUAAGAAGUUACUCGACUUCUAAUUAAAUUGAAUAGUUAAGAUACUAAUCCUACCCUCCUACUUCAACCUCAACAACAAAUUCAUGUACCAUAAAAAUCAUCCUCCUUUACUCUUCCAUAUCUCUUCUUGCAAACUUAUAAUUAGACCUCCAAACUCCAAACGACCUUCAAUCCCUUAUCUCCUAUCUUCUUCCAAAUAUCUCACCUUUUUUAAGCCAAAAACACACACACACACACACACACACACACACACACAAGUAUGAUGUUGAAGAAUAGAAGAAGUCUACUGCAAGUCCCUAUUGAAGAAGGAGCUUUAGAAAGUUCUGACUUAUCUCCAGAACCCAUUUUCAGACAUGGGAUUAAUUCCUCUUCAGAAACAGUUAGCUCCAGGACAUCAACCUCUAGACUUCAGAGGACCACUCCUUUUGACUCAUCCAUGGCCUUAACUAUUCUAGUCCUUCUUACAGCUCUUUUCUUCAUGGGUUUUUUCUCAAUUUACAUCCGGCGUUUCGCCGAGGAGGAUUCCGCCGACCUCCGGCGCCGGAGACACCCUUCUCAGCCGGGUACGACGACGUCUACCGGUUUGCGCAACGGUCAAAAGGUCGGCGGGGUCGAUUCGUCCACCAUAAAAGCAUUGCCACUCGUUUCUUACCGUGGGAAUCCAAAGCAGCUGAUUACUACUGACUGUACAAUCUGUUUGAGUGAAUUCGAGGAGGGUGAAACCGUCAAAAUGAUCCCACAUUGCAGACACGUGUUCCAUGCUCCGUGUCUUGACACGUGGCUAAGCUCACACGUGUCCUGCCCUCUGUGCAGGGGUACCCAAUUUUUUAAGAAACCUGAUGAUGGUGAUGAGCUACGGUUGGAUGUGAAGGAGGAACAGGAUGAUAAUGGCCAGGGUGAGUUUGGUGGAAGAUCAACGGCUGGUGAUGGGGACACGUGGAGGGAUGAGGGGGUAAUCAGGAGGGUUGAAAGCUGCACAAGCUUGGGAGAUCAUCAAGUGGUGCUACAAAGAAGUAUGAGUUUUUGAUAAUUGUUCACAUUAGAGUAUUAAUAUUAUUAAAGACAGGACAAUUAUUUGAAAAUGUAGUUUUUAGUUUAGGUGGUAAGAAAGAUUGAAAGAGAUAAGUAAGUAUUUGUUUUUUUUUUUUUUGGGAAAAUUAACAAAAAGGUUUAUAGCCUCCUCAUAGAUGAUUCUUUCAGUGGGAAAUGAGUUGUAUAUUUCUUGCACAAUACUCUAAUUUAUUAUAUUAAUUGCUUCUCAAGUCGGACUUCCAUGCAUCUAAUGUACAUGUCCAAUUUGAAUCAAUUGCUUUCUAAUUAGAGCUAAUAUACUAUUAUAGUUUACUCUUGCUUGAUUUGAGUUGAGGAAUAUCUCCAUUACUUGCAUGUUGUGCU